Messenger RNA from Papaver somniferum (opium poppy), 1290 nucleotides. RefSeq lists its product as uncharacterized. Lineage: Eukaryota; Viridiplantae; Streptophyta; Magnoliopsida; Ranunculales; Papaveraceae. Bases 1 to 1290 code for a protein of 429 amino acids. The transcript has 2 exons. The record is from RefSeq and is a predicted model, not a curated record.
AUGUCAGAGUUGCGCAAAUUUCGAGAGGAGUACAUAACACUUGAGGAGAAGCAAAGAGAUAUGGAGUCGUACCCAGUCGCAAUACCUGAUGUGAAAGGUGGAAAUGCAAGUUUACUCCAAAGACUGAAAAAUGCUCUUGCGAGUACGUCGCAGGGAAAUCAAGGAAGGAACAUUGCAGAAAUGAAACAAAAGUUAAUAGCCAUGGGUAGUGCAGAUCAAGCGGAAUUUGACAAAGAGUAUAGAGACAGAAAAUUUCAAAAUCAUGGAGGUAGUAAUAAGAUUCAGAGAAUGGAUAAUCCACCAGAAAGUUCAGGAGGUCAACAACCAUGUUAUAAUAAAAGACAAGGAACUGGAAGGAUAGUAUGGGAACAGAUAAACCUGCCAAAGCUGAACACUUUGGUAGAUAAAGUAUGGGAAGUUGUCAUUCUAAUGGAAGAAAUCCCAGAACCACAUAAUGUAGGAGAUGAACCACCACUAGGGAGGAGGAGCAGAGAAUUUUGUGUAUAUCAUCGCUUUCAUGCACAUCAACCAAAGAAUUUACCACCACCACCGGGAGGAAAUGUAUAUGCAAAGGAGAAAGGAAAGAAUACAUUUGUAAUUGAAGUAGGCGCGAAAGCGAAGAACGUAUAUUGUAAUUCAAUUAUACAUUCAUUCAGAAGCAUAGAAGACUUUCAUGACACUAUCUUAAGUAGGGUGUAUGCGAGAGAUGCUGACGGAAGAGAAAUUCUCAAUCUUGUGAAAGUCUCACCACUGAAGGAUUGGCAAAAACAGACUAUCUCAUUUAGUGCGGAACAAACACCAGGAGGGGGAGAAUCGCAUGAAUGUCCAUUAGUAGUGAGAUUAGGAAUUAAUCCGAAAGCAAAGGUAGAAGAUGAUGAGGAAGAUGAAGCAAAUACUUUGGGAAUAAAUAGAAUACUUAUAGAUCCCGGAAGCUCUAUCAACAUUCUCUUUUAUCCUACAUACAAAACCAUGGGUGGAAGGGACGAAGAAUUGAUUCCUUCAACGUAUAAAAUUUAUGGCUUCAAUGGCGCUGCGAACAAGCCAAAAGGCGAGGUGACAAUGAGGAUUCUUCUUCAGAAUAUGCCAACAGAAAUUGUAUUCUGUGUUGUGGAUGUCGAAUCACCCUAUAACGCUCUGAUUGGAAGACCAUGGAUGCACAGUAUCUUGGGUGUGGCUUCGACAUUUCACCAGUGCAUAAAAUUUCCUUUACCUCAGGGUAUUGGUAUUAUAAGAGGAGAUACAAUUGAAAGUAGAAAUUGUCAAGAAAUUGACAUUGAUAAGUGCGAAUAA